UGGCAUCUGUGGCCUGACAAGAGUGCAGGCAUGUAAAUGCAUGGAAGACUCGUUAGGCCAUUUCUGACACUGGAUCCAUAAUAAAAGGAUCAGACGGCGCAGUGAUACCAGCGGCUGCUAAACCAGACCAUGAUGCCGCCUAAACCCCCCAGGAAAAACCACAUGAUGAAGUGCAUCGUCACCAGCUCCUAUGAUGUCCAACAGCCGGUCUGUGAGGACCCCGACGCUUCAGUGCCUGCUGUCACAGAUGGAAGCCAGUUAGAGGUUCAAGUCAAGCCGGUACCUCGUCCCCGGUCUAAAGUGCAACCAAACACCAACAACAACAGUGACGACUCUGUGGACAAAACCAACAUCAUAACCAAUGUAGUGGGUUGCCAACUUAAUGAAUACCAGGCAGACUAUAAGAGUCCUCCACCCGUUCGUCCUCCCAGACCACCAGUGAGCAAACAUGUGACCUCCAGUGAACCUACAGCAGCAGUCGACGGAGACGAUCACUAUAUGAAUACUGAGACAGCUGAGAAGCCUCCAGCUGUCAGUACUGAGAUAAUACAAUCUCCUCCUCCACCACGGCCCGAACGCCCCCCUCUUCCCUCCAUCUAUUAUGGUAAACCAUUUACAACCAGGCCAAAAUCUGAGAUUCACACUAAUGAGUGUCAACAAUCCAGCCGUUCGUCCUUCAGCUCUAUACAACAAACUCCAGUCUCACCAACCCUCUGUGAUGAAGUGAGCACAGACUGUCCAGACAGACCUGCAGUUCCACCUCGACCCCCUCACUCUGCCCCCGUGUGUGACACCUCGCCUCCACAGACCAGACCACCACUACCUCCAUUCAGCCCACCACCCCCACCUUCGAUAGAGGGACCACUGGAGUCCGUGUACAGCGAGAUAGAGUAUCGUCCCUACCUGGACAUUCUGCCAGAUGACGAUGAUGAUAGGAGGACAGGGAGGCCAGCACUGCGUUUCAGACAAAACUGUCAGACUGGCUGCUACUCUCCUUGCCAACAGACCUCCCCGGACACAGAGGACAUCUAUGUGAUGCUGAGAUGGCUGAAAAUAGUGUCAAAAUCUGAUUACAUGGCUCCGUCACUGUAUGGCCUCAAUAUAGAGGAAGAAAUCAGAUCAUUCAGUCAGAGAGCCACGAAUGUGAGAAAGGCCUUGCGUCUCUACAACCUCCUCAUGAUGAAACGCAAUGAAAGCCUGCGGGACCUCAUCGCAGAGUUCAGGUCCAUCUCCAACAGCCUGGACAAGGUGGAGAAGAAGACCAAAACCAUGAGCAUUGCUGGAGGCACCACAGGCGCUGUGGGAGGGAUGACUGCAGUGUUGGGUAUUGCCUUGGCUCCUGUGACCAUGGGCACCUCACUGAUUGCCACAGCUGUUGGUGCUGGUAUGGUGGCAUCCGCUGGGGGUAUGGGCGCCCAGGCUGCCAAGGCCAACAAGAAGAUUGUGAAUAGGAUGACAGUUGAGAAACUAGUGUACGAAUACAAGGCAAAUGUUGUUGACCUGGAACACUGUUUGGAUUUUAUCCUCUCUGGAAUGAACGAGCUGCGACGGCACGACAUUGCCAGGUUACAGAGGGCAGGAGCCCAAACUGAUGCACUGAAGAUGGCCCAUCUGUCACAGUCCGUGAUUCGGAAUAACAUGAACAACGACAGGAAGUGUGCACACGCAGGUGGGAUGCCAUCUGGGAGACUGCUUCAGGCUUUUGCUAAGGAAAUGGAUCAUUAUUUCACAGAAGACCAGAGGCUGAAGCAGUCGAAUAAGAGCAAGUUUUCUGGUCGGGUUCGCCUGCUGGCUCAGAAUCUACAGGAUGAACUGGAUCACCUGAAUCGUAUGUGGGAAAUGUUUAGCUGAACAAAGAACUUGUUGCUGAUUUGUGUGUAUGUGCGUAAUAUGUCAUAAAAUGUUAUAACUGAUGUAAAUUCCUUAUUUACUGCUUAUGUUGCUUAUGUUCUAAUAAACAUUUUAUUU
Molecule: messenger RNA, 1968 nt
Organism: Chelmon rostratus (copperband butterflyfish)
Lineage: Eukaryota; Metazoa; Chordata; Actinopteri; Chaetodontiformes; Chaetodontidae
Exons: 12
Coding region: 130-1851 (573 amino acids)
Biological process (GO): lipid transport; lipoprotein metabolic process
Cellular component (GO): extracellular region; membrane
Molecular function (GO): lipid binding
Source: RefSeq, a predicted model, not a curated record